This is a messenger RNA of Cryptotermes secundus, 7440 nucleotides long. It is a transcript of the gene Fas1, whose product is annotated as fasciclin-1. Bases 35 to 2065 code for a protein of 676 amino acids. Gene Ontology annotation, biological process: extracellular matrix organization; cell adhesion. Gene Ontology annotation, cellular component: extracellular matrix. Lineage: Eukaryota; Metazoa; Arthropoda; Insecta; Blattodea; Kalotermitidae. The transcript has 13 exons. Gene Ontology annotation, molecular function: cell adhesion molecule binding. The record is from RefSeq and is a predicted model, not a curated record.
UUACCGCCGACAACGGACGUGUGAAGGUAGUUGAAUGGUGGUAUCUGAUGAAAGCAUGAGAACGCGGUGGCAAUGUUGCGCCUCCACGGUGCUGGUGAUUGUGUUAUUGGUGUCUAACAAAGAGGCGACCGCCAGGAAUCAAACUGUCGAACAGAGAAUCCGCGAUGACCCUGAUCUGUCAGAGUUUUAUUCGCUGCUGGAAAACAGCGCCGUAGCAAACAUCACGCUGCAGUUCCGACAGGUGACUCUGUUCGCGCCCACGAACUUUGCGUUCCAGACGUACACCGGCAGCAAAGAUGACCUAAUCCUCUACCACAUGACUAAUUUGGCGAAGCCACUGGACCAGUUGGAAGGCUCUGUAUCAUCUGAACUUGACGGGAAUCCACCAAUCUGGGUAACACGAAUCAAGGGUCCGUACAGGGAUAACCUGUAUGUGAACAAUGCAAAGAUCCUACAGGACCGCUCUAACUAUAUUCAGAUGAAUCAUCAGCAUAAACAGCAGGUUCUGCAUGUAAUCGACCAGGUGCUGGUGCCUGUCAGAUCAGCCAAUAAGGAUACUGUGCAGAUAUACAAUCCAGAUGCUUUUCAAUUCCUCAACCAGUCUGAGAACCUUGAUCUCGAACAUCACAGAGUCAGGUCCUUCCGACAGCGUGUGAACCAGAAUAACAAAGGAAAUGUAUUUCUGGCAGAGGGAAAAAACACGUUUUUCAUUCCUGUUGAUGAAGGCUUUAAGCCUACUCCACGACCUGAAAAGAUUGACCAGAAGGUUAUUGAUGGCCAUGUAAUUCCAAACCAUGUGCUAUUUACGGAUGCAACUCCCAAAGACAAGGACUAUGAGACCUUGGCAUUUAGUGACAAUGUGAGGGUGACUAUCUCAUUCUCCACCCAGUCUAAUGGGAAGACAUCUUCAUAUUAUGUGAAAAGCAACACAAUAGUGGGGGAUCCAAACCACAUAGAAGGAGUUGUGCUGGCCGAGAUUGUGAAGGCAAAUAUUCCUGUGAGGAAUGGAGUGGUACAUUUGAUCCAUCGGCCACUUAUGGUUGUGGACACAACAGUGAAACAGUUCCUAGAAUCAUUCAAGAGUACUGGUAUUUUUGACCAGGAGGAUGGACCACUGUACAAAUUCUAUAAUAAGAUUCGGGAUGAAGGUGGAGACUUUAUGCAGGAGAUCACCAGAAUGAGAGAUCUCACAUUGUUUGCACCCUCCAACUCAGCAUGGUCUGCUGCCAAAAUUGACACUUUAUAUAACCCUGAUAAACUACGUGAGAUAUUAAACCUGCAUCUUGUUCGUGAGCGGCUGACUGUAGAGAAGAUUCGGGAUGAAAAUGUGAACCAGGUACAAACAGCUGCUGAGCGCAAGAAGCUGUACUUCAAUGUGAUCAGGAAUGGCCACAAUGUCACAUUGACUGUUGAGGGUGGUGGGGUCAAUGCUACAGUGAUAGAGCCAAACAUUGCAGCUACCAAUGGAUUUGUCCACAUCAUAGACCGUGUUCUGGGAGUUCCAUACACAAAUGUAAAGGAGAAGCUUCAGUCUGACCCCAUGUUAAACAACACAUACCAUCUUGGUCAGCAGGGAAACUUCAAUGACGAGCUGGGUGACAAGACAAAAAGGUUUACAUAUUUUGUACCUAGAAAUCAUGCCUGGCAAAAAGCUGAAAUACAUUUCCCUUCUGCACACAAGAAGCUGUUCAUGAAGGAUUAUGGCUACCAUGUACGACAGAUCCUUGAGAGACAUCUAGUGGUGGCAGAUCGAGCAUAUACAAUGGCUGACCUGAAGCACCUUGCCAAUGACACAGUUGUCCUUCCAACUGUACGAGACCACCUCAAACUUCGGGUCAAGGAAUCCGAUAAAAGUUACUAUGUGGAGUGGCAAGGAGAGUGGAUCCAUGUGUACCGGCCAGAUGUGGAAUGCACCAAUGGAAUUAUUCAUGUCAUUGAUUCAGUAUUCCUCAAAGAAAGUGAUGUACGGGUGUCAGGAAACCCACCAGUUCCACUUAUGUCCCCACACGUGACCAUCAUGCUGUCUGUGGCCAUGCUUUUCUCUGUGAAGUGGCUGCUCCUCUAGUGGCCACCUCCUAGAUGAAUUGGUUUAAUUGUAAGCCUGUUUAGUAGAACAUCUUCUAGGCCUGGUAGAGAUUUUACACCAGGAUGUGGUAAGAAUGAUCAGCACUAGUCAGGGUUAUUGUCCAGCUAGAAAUUAUGGAAUUAAACCGACUUCACCCUAUGAAAUAUUGUCAAAUUUCAGUAUUAUACUUAAAGUAAUUAAAAUAUUUCUGAAAGCUUAAAAAUAUGAUAAAGCUAGUAAAACUAUUCUAUUAUUUUCUCUUUGAAGCAGGGGCAGAAAGGAGGGACACACUUUGUAGCAGGUACAGGGAAUCAGAAAUUUGUCCUUGUAAAAAAUGCCUGAAUAUAAGGAAAUUGUUUCUGUUAGGAAUGUUUGGAACAAAAAAUUAAAACUAUUGUGAAAUUACACUUGAAAUCCAUAAACUUGUGGUGAUAUGCCAGAACCAGAAACAUUUUAGCUUAAUGUAGUUCAGUUUAUUAUUUUUCAAUCUAAUAUGGUAGCUUUUGUUAUUUCUCUUUCUGUUCUUGAACAAAGAAAGUUUGACUGUCCAUUGCUGUUUUCCUGUAAGUGAUAAAUAAAUUCAUGUUUCCCACUCACUUCAGCUGGACAUUAUGUACCCUAAUGAGUUAGUGAAGUUUAGCUCUGGCUCAAAGAAAUGUAUUUUUGAGAUAGUCUGAGUUAAAGCCUUUUGUUGCAUGGUAGUGCAUCAGGCAUAACUGUUUUGAUAUCUGAGCAAUGAAAGCAAGAAGAAUAUUUUGCUGCACUGUCAACGAGGAAAGUUACUGUCAUGUUCUGUUACGUCAUGGCACAUCUGUAGAGUUACAGGGUAGCAAUUUAUAUUAGUCUUUGCAGAAAGGGGUUUAAAUAAGUGUAUCUACUUACCAGGCUAGAGUUUAAAAUUACUUUUCCUACAACCACAAGAAGUUAAUUGUUGCUGUGUCUGAGUUGGUACCACUAGUCAACACUACUAUAUUGCAGCAAUGGUAUGUCUCUCCUCUUUCCAGUUUCUCUAAAACAAUGGAAAAGGAAGAACAUGUUCAUUAUCUGAUUGAAAGAAGAACUGAGGCACAGAGAAAUAGGUGACAAUAUUCAAAUGGUCAUUAAUUUAUAACUGCCAAGAUAUGGCUAAGUCUAAUCACAAUAUUUCUGUGUGUUGUCAUGACAUUAUAUAAUAUUUAAUUAGCAGUUGGAAUUCCUCUGUGAAUAUUGUUUUUGUCAUAUAUAUCAAGUGAUAACAACAACUUGAUACGAAUAUCAUGUUGCAUAGUGUGACACAGAUUAGUGUCAGAAGGGUACAAACAUUUCAUUUUUUUUGUGAGAAAAUUAAUUCAGUUUUAUUUUUGAAAUAGUUUUCCAUGAAUAUGAUAAUAAUAAUAACAAUAUGUCAUACAAAAAAUAUGCAUUUCCUUCUUGUCUGGACCCAUCACAGAUGUUUCAGAAUAGGAAGUAUUGCUAUAAUUUAUAUUGGCUGAAAGAGUGAAGCAUUUAAUUUUAAGGAAAGUUCAUUUGGCAUGUUGAUUUUAACAUAUAAACUGCAUGAAGUGUUCUAAAGUUAUCAAGCUGUUGAUGUAAGAUUUUGCGCAACUUUGAAGAGAUUAUAUGUAAAACUGGAAGAAGUUGCAGACGGUUUGAGUAUUUCACAGAUGUAUAACAGCAGUAAACUUUUGUGAUUUCAUUGAAAUUCUCAUACCAUUUGAAACGAGGAUUUUAUACAUCAUAGAUCAGGGUGAAGUAACCACUGUUAGUCAAUAAUUAGAGUGGCAUAGUAAAUGUACCUCCAUUAUCUUACAUGAAUGUAAGGUAUACUUCUGUAUGACAGUGGUGACAGAUUUUUCGUUAUAGUACCCUACAAUUUUUAGAUGUAUAUCAUUCUUCAUGUGUAGGUGUAAUGCAGCGCAGAGAAAUAUGCUAAUACAGCUAAGUGAUGUCAUGGGUUUGCAGUCAUGCAUUCAUGUUGUUAACAUAUUUUCUGAUGUUGCUAGAAGACAGAACAGAACAGUAUGAAUUACCAAACAACAGACAUUAAUAACAUAACCACAUCAGAGUAGAAAAGAAAAAACUUCAACUGUAGCAUGGUCAUUGUCUGUUUAACAAAUCUGUUCUAGAAGGAGAGAUUCUUAUUCUAAACUUACUGAAUCUGAUGUUUUACUUUCUUGAGCUACAUAUCUGCAUCAUCUUUGUUGAGAGCAAGUUCUUUUUAUGUCCCUUCAGUUGUAGCAGCCGAUGCCACUAAGGCUGUAAGUUUUUAAAUAUUAUAUGGUAUAUUAUAUAUAAGCUAAGUACAGGUUACAUAAAGAUAUAUAUUAUAUGAAACUAAUUUUAAAAGUGGAUAGCCUUGCCAGAUAUUUAUUUUAAUGAAAAAGAAAUAAGAUUACCAUUAAAUAUCUAUACCGAAGUUUCCAUAAUUACCACAUUUAAAUGGUGUCCACCCUCUGUCCACACAUUGUUCUGCUGUUAAACAAAAUUUGAAGCAUUUCAGUGUUUGGAGCAGGUUCAUGCAACUCUGAUGCCAGUAGAAAUUUCAGUUGUGCUUUGCAUCUAUCAUAAUUGUUCCAGUGCUGAAUAGAAGUUACAAAAUGGGCUUUCUCCUUUAUAAAAUAUUACAAAUGUCAAUUUCAUCAUUAAGCAUUUAUUAUAAAUAAUUACUUUAAUUUGGAAACUUAAUGGGUGGUUUAAUUACUGCUUUUUUUUUUUUACUUUUUUUUUUCCCCAAAUAGUCUCAUAACAUGUGACUUCUACUCUGAGUGUACUUCAGGGUCAGAAAACUACACCUACAGUUUUAUUUUAUAGCUCCCUGAAGAGUGCAGGGAUGAGAACAUGUGUCUUAGGGUAAGAAUGCUACAUAAUUUUACAGUUUACUGCAAAAAGUAACUAUGAAGUUGAAUAACAUUGUAGCUGAAGGUCGUAAAACAAGAAAGUAAAGUUGGCAAUUGUCAGACUGAAGCCUAUUUUGUAACUUGGCAUCACAAAGCUGAGAGUGUGUUAUAACAAGAGUUCAAUACAAUUUCUGGUAGAAAAGUGCCUAUGGCAUUGAGAUUUAUUUUUGAAGUAGGUGAUGUUGAAUUGCUUCAUUCUUUCUUCAAAACAAAAUAGUAGGUGUGCUUUUACAACAUUCCAUGUGAUUUUGGCUUUAGAAUGGAACAUAAGUAUUUUAUGAAAUGAUCCUAUUCGUCAUUGAGAGCUUUGAUUAUUUUUGUCUAUGAUGUAAAUUUCACACUUUUAAUGCAGUAAAUGUGUUUUUAUCAUCCAUACAUUGUGGUCGUGAUUUUUCAGGAAUAUUGCCUGUAAAACUAGCUUGUGAUAGGAAUAUUUGUAUGUAUGUGAGAAUGAGCGGACAGUGUAUAUUAUGAUUAUUAUAUUGUUAGUAUAUUUCAGUGUGUGAUCGGCUAUCGUCAAUGUUCUGUAUACGUUUUAGUGUUUCAUUUUUAUAUAAAUAUUAGUGGUACUAUAAUGAAAUGCUUCAGAUUUUGAUAUUGAGACAAGGAAUUGUUCCUCAUUGUCUCCCCAUCCAUUGUAAUGUAACAUAUAUCGCAUUAGUUGUAGUAACUAUUGCAGAGAAUGUUUGAAAUUUCACAGUAAUUUUAAAAAAAGAAAAAAAAAAUACAAUUCUAAUAAUGGAGCGUGAACUUAAUUGAAUGCAGCAGGGGAUGUAUUCUAUAGCUCUUAGUUUCUGCCUUUUGUGAGCUAACCUUGAUGAAAUCCAAAAUGAACACACUGCCGAAUCUCAUGGGGGCAUGAACACUCAGUGGUCCAUCCUGAAGGAUGGCACUCAGAUGUGAUUAGUGCAGUGCAGAUGAUUUAAAUUAAAGUGUAUUUUUAGAUGUAAAUUGCUUAAACCUUUGCCAAGAGCUUGCCUGUGGCAUCUACAUCAAUUAUUUGUGGGGCCAUGGUGAGAUGUAGCUACAUGUCAUGCUAUGAUCUUAAAUAUGACAUUGCAUCUGAGCAUGGUCCAACUCUCACAGUGGGAGAACGGUGUUAGCACCAACAUAUCUCGAACUUUAUUUCAUGUUACAUGUAACUGAAAUUAUUGUUCUCUUGCCUAAAAUCCAGUUUCAUUAAAUAAAAUACUUUAUAUUCACCAAAACUACAUAACAUUAUUCUUUGUAAAUAGUACCUGUGGUUUAAGAAAUUUCAUGGAUUAUGUAUUUUCUUUUACUUUGGUUUAUGAUCUUUAUCAUAAAUUUUCAUUUUACGUAUUUUGAUUUCUUCCAAAAUUCCAUCUCAUGCCUGAAUGUUUAUAUUUGGUGCAAUUUGAUUUGUGUGUGUGUAUGUGUGUGUGUGUGUGUGUGUGUGUGUGUGGGGAGGGGGUUGUUCUUUUAUUUUGUAACUUACAAGACGAGCAGUAAAAUGUUGGGCCUUGUGACUCAGAUUGAGAGCGGCUGCAUAAUACCUUCUCUUCACAUGUGGGGGUGAUUCAGUACAAACUCACUAGCCUCCACAUACAGUCUGUACUGUGCAUUCAUACAUUUAUUCAUUGAUUCCAUUGUACUUUCUUUUUUGUAUUUUGGAGAGGAGGGAGUUUCUUAGUAAAUAAGUUAGCUGUCAUCCAGUGUGGAUGGACCAAGCUUCUGUGACUAGAAUACAGGUAUAUUAGGCAGGUAAUGUAAAGUCAGUAAGUGAGUUUCUGCUGGGAAUUAUCUGAAGUAAGUGUGUAUGCCUUCCAGAUUCCUGUUCUUGAGCUACAAAAUUUGUUAUAUUUUUGUUGAACUCUUAAACUGUACAGUGUAAAAAAUUAAAUAAAUUUAUGAUGUUAAAUUUUGAACCAAUAAUCAGAAACUACUCUUGACUGAGUAAAUAACAACCCAGGGUACACAGACCACAUAAAAUUAUAUUGCACUCUUGUAUUAAAAUUGAAGGAUUAAUAUUUUUCAAAAUAUUGUAACUGUAAACCAUUCUUCCUAACCUUAACAUAACAUAAAUUUCCUGUAGUUGGUAGCUUAGAAACAGCAAUCCUAAUAGUAUUCAGUAUGAAGGGAGGUAUACUGUAUGCUUGCUUGCAGAUAAUGCUGACUGUUUCUAUGUUUGAACUACUGAGGUAAAAGGUGUUAGAACUAAUGAAAUUACACUAUUGAGAUCGGCUAUUGUGACUGUAAAAAUUGCAAGUAUGUGUGUGCUUGUGAUGUCAUGUGCUCACAGCUACCUAUCUGUUCAUGAGCUCCUGCCAGUCAUGUUGAUUAUUUGUGUUUACUAAACUAUUACUGCUAUAUAAAUACUUACUGAAAAUUUUGAAAAAACCGGACAUCUGAUAACAAAUGCACGCUCAGGCAUUAAAAGUCUCCACUCAUAUCUUUGUUUUCACCUCACAAGAACUCAUGUUAGUUGUGUAUGAAAUAAACAUUAUGGACCAAAAUAAAGUGACGUGUUUCACAGGCCAA